GGCUUUCAUUUUACAGCCCGAAUCGAUGUUCUUUCAUGGCGGGGCGAGAAUUGGAGAGAGAGGCGGACGGAGGAAGAACGUCCAUGGCGGAGAAGGAGAAUCCUCAAGAACCGAACGAGGAUUGCGCUUUCGCUUGGGACGAGGCGUCGCAGCUGUACUUUCACGCCAGAACCGGAUUUUAUCAUGACCCUGAUGCGGGCUGGUACUAUAGCAGUAAAGACGGGCUUUAUUACAAAUUUGAGGAUGGAAAUUACGUACCUUUAAAGCAUGAAGCGGUAGAUGUUGAUGAACGUGAUGGAGGAGGUAUCAAUGAAAUUUUCCCGCAAGAUGAAUCACACUCACGCAAAGGUUGUGAUGGAGAGGGUAAUCCCUCCUUGAUCGAGGGAGUUGAAGUUGAAGGUUGCCACCGAGAGGAAACUGUAGUCAAUGAGGCCACUCCAGCCUCUGCAAAGAGAGAAGUGGAUUCCGUGGGGGAUAGGUCUGCAGAAUUGCAGGGGGAGUGCUCCUUUAUUUGGGAUGAGACAUCGCAGCUGUACUUUGAUGCCAGAAGUGGGUUUUAUCAUGACCCCAAUACUGGCUGGUACUACAGCAGUAGAGAUGGUAUAUAUUACAAAUUUCAAAAUGGAAAUUAUGUGCCCUUGAAAUCCGACCUGGUUGAUAAAGGUGAUGUGGGAGGUACUUGCAUAAAUUCCCUUCAAAAUGAAUCUCAUUCACAUACAUGUCAUGGGAGGACCAACAAUUACUCCUCUAUCUUGAGACACGAAUCUGAAGCUUGCCAACAAGAGGACACAAUAGCUGAUGAGGCCAGUUCAGACAAUGAGGGUACUGUCCAUCAUGCUUCUGAAGAUCCACAGCCACCAUCAGAAUGGUUGGAGGAUACACUGAUUGAACUUUAUUUGGCUGGCUAUUCCAAUCCGGCAAUUGAUGCUGGUGGUGAAUCUGGUGAUGCGAUGACACCACCUGAAGCUUGUGAUGGGAAUGAUUUUAGAUUGUCGUCACCUGAAACUAACGAUGCUUACGAGCUAGAAGAAGGAGAGUGGAUACCAGAAGACCUCCCUAAUCCAUCUGUUUCAAAUGAAGACGCUUUAAAUCAAGUUCUCUUGCAAGAUGAGGAAAAAUGGCAAGCUCAAUAUGGUCAAGUCAUUCAAUCAAGAGAAGAGCCUGCGCUGGAGUUCCCAGUUGUGGAUUUGUGGGACUGGGCAGUGGUAACAGGGUCAGGAAAGGAUGGAAAAAGUCAAGUGGUUAGGCUAAUCGGCCGGCUCGUCAAACGAUCUGCUAAACUCCACCCAUCUAUGCCUGCCGGUGGCGGUUUUCUUAAAACUGCUCCAAUAUGUCAAGUGCGCUUUGACCUGGUACGAGUUAGAACAGGAAAAAUAUAUAAGCUGCGGAGUCCCAGCGCGAGCUACUUAGCUUCAGUGACUUCUUAUGAUUCUUCAAAUCCAACGAAAGAUUGGGGGUUUCCCGAGUUAGUAGCCGGAGGAGAACCUGUCAGCCUUUCAAAAUCCACUAAGAGUAGUGAAUCAAAAAGAGUAGCAGAUAUGGAACCAGAUGAACUUUUGGCAUCGCAGAAGUGCCAGCAUAUAGGACCUGGAUACAAGGAUAGAGCUGCUGCUAGAAGAAUGCUGCAUCAUGGCUAUGGUGUGGGGCCUGGACAAAAGAAUUUGCCGUCUUGUGGUGAUGAUGUAGGAUCUUCCGGAACUUCUGUCUCUACAGAAGAAGCCGCAGCUGAAGCCCUCAACAUGUCUUUUGGAGCUGGUAGUUUUGCCAGAAAAGUCCUUGAAAGCAUGGGCUGGAAGGAGGGUGAGGGUCUAGGGCGGACUGUGAAGGGAUCGGUUGAACCAGUUCAGGCAGUUGGGAAUGUUGGCAGUGCUGGCUUGGGCUGGCCUCAAAGCAGAACAAAGCAUCAGUGAGACAACUGGCAAUUACCCUUUGAAAAGAUAAUGUUGAUGUACAUCUGCUUACAAAUGCAGAGAUGGUCUUAUGAAGGCAGGUGGAUAUUGCUUUGUUGAGAUUAUUGGCAAUAAAUGUAUAUAUCGACAAAGUUUGCCAUUUUUGUCUUACAUGUAAGUUGACGCUGAUUGAAUUGAAAUGGCUCUUGUGCAGAAUGAAUCACAGUUUUGCCCCUCACAUCUUUUGUGAAUACCACUUCUAUCUGUAUUUGAAGGAAAUGACUUCUCACUAUGAUUUUUGUUUCCUGUGAUGGAGGGUAGACAUAUCUAGACUAGAGGAAUGUAUAACUUUAAGUACAUACAGGGCUGCCACUGGCCAGGAAGAGUUUGGUAGGUCUAUAUUAUCACGUCUAACAUUAUCCUUUUAAUUAUAAGGGAAUAUGCAUUGAUAAUUCAUAAAUUUAAUGUGAUGAUUGUCUUGGUUCUCAA
This is a messenger RNA of Syzygium oleosum, 2378 nucleotides long. RefSeq lists its product as uncharacterized. The record is from RefSeq and is a predicted model, not a curated record. Gene Ontology annotation, biological process: mRNA splicing, via spliceosome. The coding region runs from base 36 to 1910 and encodes 624 amino acids. NCBI's taxonomy places the organism in Eukaryota, Viridiplantae, Streptophyta, Magnoliopsida, Myrtales, Myrtaceae. Gene Ontology annotation, cellular component: nucleus. Gene Ontology annotation, molecular function: RNA binding. The transcript is spliced from 14 exons.